UCUCUUCAUUUCCUGAAUCCCGCUCCUCUGAUUCACAGCGACAUGGGAAACUACCGACUCAGCUGAAGACCGGGAGAUGUCGACAGAAGCUCAUUUCCAGCCUGCUGCGCGCUGACGACGAUCCACCAAUGGGCUGAGGGUGUGGGGGCGGGGCCAGGAUGAGUGCCGAGCUGCUAUUGGAGGAGACGCUCAUAAAGCGUUCGCAGCAGAAGAGGCGGACGUCGCCGCUGAACUACAAGGAGCGACUGUUUGUCCUCACAAAAAGCCGGCUGACGUACUACGAAGGGAAAGCAGAGAAGAAGUUCAGAAGAGGUUCGAUCGAGCUGAGCCGCAUCAGAUGCGCCGAAAUCGUCAAGAACGGAGGAGGAGUCAUUCCCUGCCAGAACAAAUACCCCUUUCAGGUGGUGUACGACAACAACACUCUCUACGUGUUCGCUCCGAGUCACGACAGCAGAAGUCUGUGGGUCCAGAGCCUCAAAGAGGAGAUUAAAGACAACAGCGUCAUCCUGACCAAGUUUCACCCUCAGUUCUGGCAGGAAGGGGCGUGGCUCUGCUGUCGCCAGGCGGAAAAACAGGCUCUGGGCUGCGAGGAGUAUAACCUGUUUGGAGACAUUUCCAGAAAACCUUUACCCCCGAUUCCUGGUGAGGAGCGCAACAACGAGAGGCGGCGGCCCCCUCCUCCCCUCCCUCCAGGUGACGAUGAAGGUGAUGAGGAUGAUGAUGACGAGGAUGGCGAGGACAAGGAGGUGGUGGUGGCGCUGUAUGACUUCCCGGGCACCGAGCCGCACGACCUGAGUCUGCUGAGAGGAGACGAGUACGUCAUCCUCGAAAAGUGCGACGUCAACUGGUACAAAGCGCGCAACAAGUACGGUGAGGAAGGAUACAUCCCCAGUAACUAUGUAACGGAGAAGAAAUCUGGAAACCUGGUGCAGUUUGCUUGGUACAGUAAACAAGUCAACAGGAACAAAGCAGAGGAGCUGCUGAGGAAAGAGGACAAAGAAGGAGCCUUCAUCGUCAGAGACUCCAGCACUGCAGGAACCUACACCGUCUCGCUCUACGCCAAAUCUGCUGCAGGGGAUGGAGGAGCAGUUAUAAAACAUUACCACAUCAAGAAGACGCAGAGCUCGCCUCCACAGUUCUACCUGGCUGAGAAACACCUGUUCAGCUCCAUCCCCGACCUCAUCGAGUACCACAGACACAACGCAGCAGGUCUUGUUGCCAGGUUGAGGUACCCUGUAGGAAAACAGGAGAAAUCUGCUCCGUCCACCGCCGGCUUCAGCUACGAGAAGUGGGAGAUCAACCCCAGCGAGCUGACCUUCAUGAAGGAGCUCGGCAGCGGUCAGUUCGGCGUGGUGAGACUCGGCAAGUGGAGAGCUCAGCACCGAGUCGCCAUCAAGGCCAUCAGAGAGGGAGCCAUGUACGAGGAGGACUUCAUCGAGGAGGCCAAAGUCAUGAUGAGACUGUCUCAUCCCAAACUGGUGCAGCUGUACGGAGUGUGCAGUCAACAGAAGCCCAUUUACAUCGUCACAGAGUUCAUGGAGCACGGCUGUCUGCUCAACUUCCUCCGGCAGCGGCGGGGCAGCUUCAGCCUGGGGUCCCUGCUGAGCAUCUGCCUGGACGUCAGCGAGGGCAUGGAGCACCUGGAGGCCAACGGCUUCAUCCACAGAGAUCUGGCUGCCAGAAACUGUCUUGUGAAUGACUCUCUGGUGGUGAAGGUGUCCGACUUCGGCAUGGCCAGAUACGUGUUAGACGACCAGUAUACCAGUUCAUCAGGAGCUAAAUUCCCAGUGAAGUGGUCGCCUCCUGAAGUCUUUAACUUCUGCAAAUACAGCAGCAAGUCAGACGUCUGGUCCUUUGGUGUGUUGAUGUGGGAGGUUUUCACCGAGGGCCGCAUGCCGUUUGAACAGAAUCAGAACCACGAGGUGGUUACCAUGGUAAUCAAGGGUCACCGCCUCUUCAGGCCUAAAAUGGCCACGCCCACCAUCUAUGACAUCAUGCAGCUGUGUUGGCACGAGAGGCCGGAGGAGCGUCCGUCGUUCUCUCAGCUCUGCCCGAUGAUCUCUGACACUCUGGAGGGUGACACCCCGCCCCCAAACUGAUCAACUGACCAAUCAGCUGCUUCCACAAUCCCCACGCCAUUUGAGGCAGCGUCCUAACUCCUGCUCUGUGACCUCCGGUUCUUCAGGGUGUUACUGCGGUAACUGUCUAAUGUACGGCAGGAGAGAAAGGACAUGAGGAGCAUAUAACGGUACUCCGGAGCUGACCAAUCAGAUGGAGAGGACAGAGCAAUCACACCUGAUAUCGUCCAAUCACGUUCUUCAUCCAAUCAAGUCAACGACACAGCUCACAACCCAAAACUGCUGCUCACGUUGGAUUUCCCGUGGUCGACACAAUCAGUAAAAAUUAAGCAAACUUUUUUUGUUUGUCUUACCUGUCUGCAGCUCCACCUCGGUGUCUCCUCCCAGCGGGACAUCGAGUUAUUUGAUCUGUCAACGUUAAAGAGAUAAACACAUAUUUUUAAGAUUUAUUCUUCCAGGAAAGGACUUGACUAUGCAAACUAUUCCUUUUAAAAAUGCUUUUUUUUGUUUUAUUUUAUUAUUUUUUGACAAAUUUCAGUGGUACAAAUCUGUGUUCAUUUAAUUUCCAUCACAUUCUGCAUGUUAGGAUUAAAAGUACUGUAACAUAA
Molecule: messenger RNA, 2686 nt
Organism: Plectropomus leopardus (leopard coralgrouper)
Lineage: Eukaryota; Metazoa; Chordata; Actinopteri; Perciformes; Serranidae
Gene: tec
Product: tec protein tyrosine kinase
Biological process (GO): intracellular signal transduction; protein phosphorylation
Molecular function (GO): protein tyrosine kinase activity; protein binding; ATP binding
Source: RefSeq, a predicted model, not a curated record